AUGGUAGCCCAUCACGCUAGCAGCGACUCGGUGUUUGUAUUCCGGGAAAGCCAGCCAACCGGUAGGCCAUUUUCUCCAGAAGCCCAGGGUGCCGCCGUUUCGGCAUAUACAACAUUAGUACCAGCGCCAAGACAUACUCCGACAGCUUAUAACCACAGUACUCUGGGGAUAAUGGGAGAAGAUGGUGGAGCUGGAGGAGAUGGGCGUCCAUUAUCACCAAUUGUUAUCGCCGGAUUAGCAACAGGCGGUGCGAUAGCAAUUGUUGCGGCCCUUUCUAUGGGUAUCCUCUUGUACUGUCGUCGACGCCGUAUCGGCCGUCAUCGCCAAAACUCCAUCAGUGGCCGAGAGAGUUCCAAGUUUGGAGAUUCCAUGACAGCUUCAUGUAGUUUUGAACCCAAUACUGGUACUAGUAAGGAGAUGCCACUAUCACAGAAACCACCAGUAUUGCCAGCACUGUCAUUGCAGCCGUCAAGUCUCAAAUCGUCGAACCAUAUUUGCAGGAAUAAUAGUUGUAAAGGAAGGGGGAACAAGCACAUCACUUGGAAGGACCAGGUUUUCUGUGAUCAAUCGUUCAUGAAUCUGCCGCCUCAUCCAGCAUCAUUUGUUCAGCCUUCACGAUCAAGGAGUGUUCUCCGCAUAGGAGCAGCAGCGCAGAUCCAUGAUCCGUCCGACGACGAUGUGCUCGAGCGUCCAAUCCCUCCAGGCUAUAGGACACCCCUCCGCUCUUUCUCGUCUCCUACUUUGGGUGCUGAUCGUGCAUCUAUAUACUCAUCAUACUCAUCCAUACCACCUUCACCCGUAUUUAUAUCAGCAUUGUCUCCGCUACCGCCGUAUCUCCUCUCGGCGUCUCACCAUCAGCAACACAUGCUUCAGAGAUCACCAGUUCCACCAUCUCGCUUGAAUUCAAUAAUAUCUACGAACGAGCUUAAUGAAUACCAUGGCACAGUGACUUGUACAAGUGUAUACUCUUUUCUCCCAGGUGUUAGCAGUCGUCGUUCUUUCUCGGAUUCCUACACUAUCCAAGAUAUGAAGGGGGCGCCGCAACCUCCUCCAAGACCUUUAAUACGAUAUUCUGGUACUUUGCAAAGUUUUCAGGGGCCACGGUGCUGCCCAACAGCACCAAUUCCUUCAUUGCCGAAGCAAAACUAUAAUACGAGAUGUCGCUUCAGCAGUGUCACCGAAGAUGAUGAUGGUGCUUCGAUUUCUAGUGUCAGCUCCACCAGUUCAUCAAUUCUAGAGUAUAGUAACCACAGUACACCGCGAAAGGCUGGUGGUGGGGGUUUGAGAAUCGACAGCUCGUUAGGUCAUUCUUGUGAUGACUUGCCGCCAUCGGGUCUAACGUCUCCUUCUCAUCGUAAAAAAAUCAACUGUGAAGACUCAGAGUCAAAGACGCUACCUGUAGAAGCCUCGGACCUCUCUAUUCCAUCAAAGCCGCCAGCUCGAAAGAUUGGUAUUCUACUAUCACCACUGAUCACUCGAUCUUCGUCUCUCUCUGCUUCGACUUCUUCUUCCUCUGUAAAUGUAUCUGAAUCAGCAUAUCACGAUGUCUUCCUCGAUGCCCCAGGUAUUGAAACUAAGUCUCCGACCAUUCAAGAGAUGUCGACUCGCCAUUUUUCCUGUUCACUCCCAACCCGUCCGAGAUUCGUAAUCUCGGAUACCUUCCAGCCUGCAUACCCACAAGUGAUACCGCCAACGCCGACACGUACCGCUUUCUCACAAAGCGAGUAUGAUUUUCCACUCCAGUCUAAUGUAGGCCUACUAAUCUCUGAGUGCAAUGAUGUGGUGGAUUUACCCCCGACAGGCUCGUUACGGAAGAUGCACGAGAGCACCUACUCGCCCACGCUAUCCAUGGUGAACUUCUAUAGCAUGGAUACCCGUGCCGAAAACAACUUUUCGCCCGUCGGUUUCUUUGCCGGAAAAGCAAGAGGGAGGACCUCCUCUUCUAUCAUGUCAUCUGUAGUAGGACGAUACCAAAACCAGGACGACGAUGGUGACCAUCAGCCACCAACGGCAAUGAUGAGCCCCAACCCGCGAUCAAUAUUCGAGGCUGAGGAAGAAGACCGGGAGAUGAGCAUGGUUACGGUGGAUAAUAGCAUGUGGAGGCGCUACAGUAAUCGCUUCUCAUCGAUAACUGAUGGCUAUCUGACGAUGGAUGAGGAUGUGAGGGAUCGAGAGUGGAAUCAAGAGACGGAUAGGAGAAGACAGAUGUUUAGAAGUACGACGAGCAUUGAUUGA
Morchella importuna is the source of this 2235-nucleotide messenger RNA. RefSeq lists its product as uncharacterized. The record is from RefSeq and is a predicted model, not a curated record. Lineage: Eukaryota; Fungi; Ascomycota; Pezizomycetes; Pezizales; Morchellaceae. The coding region runs from base 1 to 2235 and encodes 744 amino acids. The transcript has a single exon.